This is a messenger RNA of Penicillium canariense, 264 nucleotides long. Its product is annotated as small nuclear ribonucleoprotein E. The record is from RefSeq and is a predicted model, not a curated record. Gene Ontology annotation, biological process: spliceosomal snRNP assembly; mRNA splicing, via spliceosome. Lineage: Eukaryota; Fungi; Ascomycota; Eurotiomycetes; Eurotiales; Aspergillaceae. Gene Ontology annotation, cellular component: U4/U6 x U5 tri-snRNP complex; precatalytic spliceosome; U1 snRNP. The coding region runs from base 1 to 264 and encodes 87 amino acids. The transcript is spliced from 3 exons. Gene Ontology annotation, molecular function: RNA binding.
AUGGCCGGCCGCAAGACUUUGUUAGCGCCGAUUCACUUCAUUUUCAGCCUGCUGCAGAAGCGCAGCACGGUUUCGGUCUGGCUCUACGAGCAGCUCGCGUUCCGCAUUGAGGGCAAGAUCAGGGGAUUCGAUGAGUUCAUGAACCUGGUUAUUGACGAUGCGGUGGAGGUGCGCCUAGCUACCAAGACUGAGGAGGAGAAGCGGAGGCCUCUUGGCCAAAUUCUGCUCAAGGGCGACAAUGUCUCCCUCAUCCAGGCAGUUUGA